Molecule: messenger RNA, 4481 nt
Organism: Chelonus insularis
Lineage: Eukaryota; Metazoa; Arthropoda; Insecta; Hymenoptera; Braconidae
Gene: Rab3-GAP
Product: Rab3 GTPase activating protein
Exons: 6
Coding region: 111-4253 (1380 amino acids)
Biological process (GO): regulation of GTPase activity
Source: RefSeq, a predicted model, not a curated record
ACCACCGCCACAGCGUGUGUAGUUUUUUUGACAAAUGGCGUAUCAUAAGUGUGUGUGAUAAAUAAUAUUUUAUUUAUUGUGAAAUAGUUUAGUUUAAUGAAUAAAUAGAAAUGUCAUGCGAAGUUAAAAGCUUUGCAUGCAUUGCAAAUCCUAAUGAUAUAAGAUUAAAAUUAAUAAAAAAUUUGGCAGUAAAAAUUGAAAAUCUACCGAAGCAUGAAUUACCUUUACAAGACUGUCUUAUUUCAUUAUCAUCAGCUGGAGACACUUUAGCAAUAGCUUUGCAUAAAAAUAUUGUUAUUUUAACAAGUAAAUGGGAUCUCCAAGAACCUGGUGAAGUCAAGAACAAAUUCUAUUCGAUAUGGAGCGAAAAUUUCUUUCCAGACUCCAACGAAUUCAUCACUUCAAUUCUGUGCUUGCCUUUAAUAUCUUUAGGAAAAUCUAGCUCAAUAAAUAACCCAGAUUGGACCUGUAUCGCUGUGGGUUUUAGCUCAGGAUUACUUCGUUUCUAUACUGAGACUGGAUCUUUAUUACUUGAAGAACAAUUACACAAUGAAAGUAUUUUGGGAAUUAAAUUUCAAUCAUUUUCUUCGCCAAAACACGUCGGAGAUACAGGAUUAGCAGAAGAGUUUUAUGUUAUCUAUGAGAAAUGUCUUUGCAUUUUCCCUGGAUUUCCUUUAUUUUCAACUCUACGAGCCUAUCGCAAUCAUUUAGCUCGAGUCCAAGCCAACUGUAAUGAUCAUCCACCAACAUCAACUCUAACUUUCAAAAAGCUAGGCUUCAAAGACCAGGAUGUCUUAAAUGAUGCCGAAGUGAUUGGCUCCACAUCAGUAAAUACUUUUGAUCAUCUUUUAACAGCUUCUAUAUGUGGAGGAUUUAGUGCUGCUUAUCGAUCUAGUGCUCCAGCACAUAAUUUAGUCAUGGCAACUGGUAAAAGACCAUACAUUGGUUUCCAUUUUGCUUUGGAAGGAGGCACAGCACCUGUUUUUUCAGAUGUAGCAAUAGCAAUGGCUAGUUCAUUAGCUAGUGCUAUUGGAAAAAUUGGUACAGCUGUGCCUUGGUUCCGUAAUACGAAGUCAGAAAAGCCAAAAGGUCCUGUUCAUGAGGUUCCUGAACCUAUGACCUGUAGAUUUGGGCUCAGCGAUAUUAUGCGGGAAGGGGAUUCUUUGAUCAUUAGUCCAAAUAAAACAUUGUCUGUCAUCACAGAUACUCUUGGGAGAGUUAUUUUAGUCAACAAUCGUAAAGGAUUGGCUGUGAGGAUGUGGAAAGGCUACCGUGAUGCUCAGUGUGGUUGGAUUGAAGUCUCUGAGGAGCAACAUAAAUCGCAAUCCAACUUCAAAAGCUUUAGAACACUGAGAUCAGCUUUGUUUCUGGUGAUCUAUGCACCUAAAAAGGGUGUCAUUGAUAUAUGGGGUAUCCAAACUGGCGGUAAAAUUACCACUUUCUCUGCUAGUAAAACUGGAAAAUUACUCUACGUAAGUCAUGGAUUGGGUGGAUUAAAUGACGUAACACCUUCAUUUCCAAUUAAAGCACAGCAUUCGUGUGUAUUUUUUGAUCCUCUAGGUGGACUAAAAGAAAUUCUGGUUCCUUUUCAUUUCUCUUUAAGCAGUGAAAAUGGUAAAAGAGCUCGAGAUGUUCAUUUAUUUAAAAAACUUAAAACAUUUAUUAGAGAAGAAGAAUUUGAUGAUGAAAAAUUAAUCAAAGAAGUGGAAAAUGUCUGCUCUGAGUUAAAAACUAAUGAAAUAAAAUUACAAAUUUUAGAGAUGUUGAGAAGUAGUAAACAUUCUUUUCCUGAUGUGAUUAUCAAAGCUACGGGAAUAUUUCUUAAGAAUUUAAAGCUUUUGGAUGACUCUGAGAUGAAUCCAACAGGAAAGUUAUUGAUGCAGAUUUCAGACCAGGUCAGAAAAGCUGUUAAAUUUUAUCAACAUCUUAAACCACGAUUUGAUCAACCUCCAGAGUAUAUCACAAUAGCAGAGGAUUCUAUUCCUGAUGUCAAGCAGCUUUCAGAUAUUCUCUUAACGUCAGAACGUGAAAUAGAACGUAUUGUAAAGCUUUUUGAUCAUUCUAAUCAAUCGAAAAAAAUUAAACAAGCCAAAGUGACAUUCAAAAGUGACCGGGGAUUAUUUUUAGACUUCAUUUCAUGUUUGGAGUUUGGAACUGCUGAGAAAAUGAGUUUAAAAAAGAAUUUGGAUGACAGUAAAAAAUACACAAUAGCUUCAUUGAUCUUUCAAGGGUGGAUGUAUUCCAAAGAAGAUAUUGAAGUUUGGGAAGACGCAGCAAAACAAAGUGGUAUCAGAGCUAAGACAUUCCUGGAACUGGCAUUGACUUUCUGGCUCAACAAACUAUCUGAGGUGCCUAUUGAAGUAGAAUUAAUUCGAUUUACUCACCUGUUGCAUUCAAUAUGUGCACUAGCAGACGUUGAUGAAAUUUGUGUUGACUACAGUCAAGUUUCUUCAUGGUGGAAUGACGCAAGAAUUAUUCUAAUGAAUUCCAAUGUUCCUCUUCAAGCGUGUACUGCUGCACUGGCAUGUAGGAGUGUUGCGGUGACGUUACAAAAAAUGAAAGAUCUUAAAGACCAAAAAUUAAUUCAAUCCGAUGAAUUUUCUGAACAGGAUAAUAAUGGGAAUUCACUGAAAAAGCGUGUUGAAGUUGAUAAUAAACCUAAAGCUAAUGAAUCUCAAGGAUCUCCAACUGGAGAAUGGGAAAGUGUUAGUAAAGAUGUUUGUCAAUUUUCAUUAAUCAUUGGAAACCUUGAAGACAUUGCUAAUUUAUAUUCUAUUAUUUCUGAACCACCUGCUCAUGAUGAUUCAAUGACAUUUUUAAAACUGCCGUCAGAGAAGAUAGAUAUCUCGUUAUCAGAUAUAAUUUCUAAAGGCAAAGGUGCUGUUUCUGAAAUAGUUGCUUGUUGGUUAGCAACUUCUGGAAUAGAUCCAAGUAAAUUAAUUGAUACUCGAGAUAGAGAGUUUGAUUCAAUGUCUAAACAAGUUCAAGAUGAAACUCAAGAUAGUGUUGAAAAAGCUCAAGACCAUCAAAAAGAAGAAUCUAAUUCUGAUCUAAAUGAUUGUGAUGCUACUAGUGAUGUUUUAGAUAAGAUAAAAAUAUUGAAAAAACAUUUCCCGUAUAGCUUGAGUUCUAGUGUUAUUUUAGCAAAUCUUGCAUGGGAAUACGUCAUGUUUUGGAGUAAAGAUAUCAGUAGUUUAGCAGUUUUAGAAGCUGCAUUAGUGAUUCUGAAACAAAUUCCUAUGAAAAUGAUGCGUCAAGGGGUUUGUUGUUUACUGUGGACUAUUCAUAUUAAUAAAAAAAUGGAAGCCGCUGCUAAGUUGAUCAAUAAAAUAGGAAAAUUGCCGAAAGAAAGACUCUGCUGUCAAGAGAUCGGACUGUCUGAUAUUCAAACAACUGAAUUUCUACGACAGUGUGUUUUAUUUCUAGAUAUUUUUCUCGAUGCUGAAGUGCUGGAAGAGGAUAUAAAUGUUAAGAUUAAAAGUGAAGAACUUUGGGAAGGUUUUCCUGCUGGGCCUCAAGCCUUUGCUGCUACAGCUGUUGAACAAACUCCUGCUGGAUUUGAUCUUGUUAUGCUUCAUCUUCAGUUGGCUUAUGUUCUUCACAUGAUGGCGCAUUUUAGUCUUAAAUCACCAAAACCUAUGACCAAUCUUUUUGAAUCAGUUACAAGUCGAUAUUUUUUCUCCGACAUUUCGAAUAAAGUAAUUAUUCCUUGGUAUCAUGAUGAUAAACAAGAUGAAAGAAGAUCAGAUUUUCUUUGUCGAGUAAUUACAGCAUCAAUGGAGUCAAUUCAUCAAGAGACUAUUGAAGGUAAUCUUAGUUGUCCGCAAACAGUUGAAUGGAUGGGUAAAUGUCAGACACUUUCAUCUAUUUGGAAAAUCAAUAAUGAUAAGCUAAGAAUUCAUCAAGUUUGUCAACUUUAUAUCAAUGGAUUUGAUCGACUUGCAGAAGAGGUCAUGACAGCUGUCAACGACACAGAAAUACUUGCAGAAAAUUUAUUAUCCAUUGCUGGAAGGAGAAUGAUGGUAUUUUUAUCAAAAACACCUGAUUUAUUAGAAGAAGUAUCGAGAAUUAGUCCUGCACUAACUCAAUACCUAGAAAAUUUGAAUACACGUAGUGUACUUAUAACAAACUGUUCAAAUGAAAAUAAUAUAGAAUUAAUAAAAAAGGUAUCAAGAGUUCUCCCAGAAACUCAUAGUGACUAUCACAUCGCUCAAUUGAUGUUAGAUGCAAUAUUUAUUUAUGAAGGUGCGUAAAAUGACUUAGGUGUGAGAUCGAGUGUGAUAUAUUGUUCAAUGAAUAUUAAUUUAAAAAAAAUUUAACGUCGUUAAAUGAAUAUUUUUAUUGAAUAAAAAAAAAUUAUUAAAAUGGAUUGUAAAUAAAAUAAUAUCAUUAAAAUAUAAUUAAAAUACUGUCUUUAAUAACUUAUUAAAUAGUUACAAAUAGUAUAUAUAUUUCGAUAUACAAUAAAUUAAAGCAUUAUU